ACGCGGAAAAGUCGACGAUGCUAAUGGAUGAACGGAGGCCUGUCUCAGCCACCCGUCCAGCUCACUGGAGCACUGCAGAAUGUCAGCGUUCAGUCACAGCUGGUUCUGCUCUGCACAGUUGACAAUGUCGACCGUGCAAUUUUGCUAUCAGACCCAGUGUCCGUCUGAGCUUCAAAUUAACGAUGAAGCACCGUAUAGUCCCCGAAUAAUUAAGCCAAGAUAGGCAGUCCGUCAGGAAAACGAGAGGCGAGGCUACAAAUAGCAUCGGCGAAUCUCUAGAGCCAAGACUACUCAGCCUGGAAGGCCCAAUAGCUACCCCUGGAUCAGCGGUCUGCAGACAAGUGCGCUUGUCAUGGUACGUAGCAGUUGGUGCUUAAUUUGGCUUGGGGGACACCCUGGACCAAUGAUUUGCAGGGUCCACGAGGGUCUUGAAGAGCUAUCCUCAGACGAUGCAACUUGUUGGUCAGUCAUGUCUGUCUGCGUACAUACGCCUUCUCGAAAUUCCACAACACACAAGAAGAGAAAGCCCAGCGGCUAAAGAUAGUCCGGUAUGCCUGUAGGGGAAUAGGUGCUAGUGAAUAAGCUGGGGCACUGGGGCUUUGUGGAUAAAAGGAUCCAGGAUAUUUGUAGUUAGAGAGAGCUUCUGACAGUCUGGGCCUUGAUCAGAAUGCGUCGCGUGAACCCUAGACAAGGGGCAUCAGAAGUAUGAUGAUGUUGUUGCCUGCG
Fusarium graminearum PH-1 is the source of this 726-nucleotide messenger RNA. RefSeq lists its product as uncharacterized. The coding region runs from base 28 to 168 and encodes 46 amino acids. NCBI's taxonomy places the organism in Eukaryota, Fungi, Ascomycota, Sordariomycetes, Hypocreales, Nectriaceae. The transcript has a single exon. The record is from RefSeq and is a predicted model, not a curated record.